UCUGUCGUGCAGCUGCCAGAGACUCUUCUGCAGCCCAGCCCCGCAUUAAAGGCCUGGAACUACCUCAAUAUCCAAACACUGCUCCGAGGGCAGACCUGGAGCAAGUCCCUUAGCUUUGAACUGUUUUAAACACCCAUAAAGCCGAGACGGGUGGUGUCGGGUCUGCUGGAGGAGAAGUCGCGUCUCUUUCGGCAUGUCUCUCCACAGUAUUUGGCCUCCGUGUUGGAUGUUUCCCAGAGUCUAAGGAAAGGACAGCAGGAUGGGCAACGAGGACAGCCUUGAAGAUGUGUUCGUCGCUGUCAUUCGUCCAAAGAAUCAAGUGAGCCUCAGCUCUAAGGAAUACAGACCCAAAGCCUACGAGAUCCUUUUGAAAGAAGUGCCUUUAGAGGGGAAGGAGAAGAAAAGAAAAAAAGUCCUUCUGGCAACAAAGAUCAAAACAGGGGACAAAUCCAAAUCUAUCCUAGAUUAUGUGGAAGACACAUUGAGACCCAUCUCCAAUAACCCAGGCAUCACCGGAAAGCGUGUGGUGAAGAUUGCUCUUGAAGGCGACUAUGGAGGGAAAGAAGCAUCUCUUUUUGUGGUGCCAGUCAGUGUUAAGGACAAUAGCAAACCAAUCCACAACCCUGGGAGCCCCAGUUUUUACUGCUUCCAGGAUAUCAUGCGUGUGUGCAGUGAAACCAGCCCCCACUUCUGCUCCACAACCUCCAAGAUGCUCCUGGCCUUAGACAAAUGGUUGGCAGAACAGCACACUGUUCCUCACGCCAUCCCGGCUCUCUUCAGGCCGGCACCUGUUGAGCGAGUGAAGACCAACGUGAGCAACCCGGCCUACAGCAACGAGGGGAAGCUGAGCGACGAGGACCUGCACAUGGGCUACACCGCUCUGGAAAUCAAGAGUAAGAUGAUGUCCCUGGAGAAGGCAGACAUGUGCGUCCUCAAUCCAUUAUAUGGCUCGGAUCUGCAGUACACCAAUCGGGUGGACAAAGUUAUCAUCAACCCGUACUUUGGGCUUGGAGCACCUGAUUACUCAAAAAUCCAGAUCCCCAAUAGGGAGAAGUGGCAACAUGGCCCCAAUUGUUUGACAGAAGAAAAUGAACACCAGUGGGUGGAUGAUUUUCCUCUGCACCGCAGCGCCUGUGAGGGAGACACAGAGCUGCUUUCUAAGCUUCUUGACAGCGGGUUUUCAGUCAAACAGCUGGACAGCGAUCACUGGGCUCCUAUUCACUACGCCUGCUGGCAUGGUAAAGUGGAGGCGAGCAAGUUGUUGCUUGAGAAAGGUAACUGUAAUCCCAACCUGCUGAACGGCCAGCUCAGCUCCCCGCUGCAUUUUGCAGCCAGAGGAGGCCACGUUGAAAUCGUGCAGCUGCUGCUGCAGCACCCCGACAUCGACCGGCACAUAGAGGACCAGCAGAAGAGAUCCCCUCUGCAGGUGUGUGAGGAGAACAAGCAGAAUGAAUGGGAGGAAACAAUCAAACUUCUGCAGCAGGCCAUCAGCAAGCCAUAUGAGAAGGUGCGCAUCUAUCGCAUGGACGGCUCCUAUCGCUCCGUGGAGCUGAAACAUGGCAACAACACAACGGUGCAGCAGAUAAUGGAGGGGAUGCGGCUUUCACAGGAGACCCAGCAGUAUUUCACCAUCUGGAUCUGCUCGGAGAACCUCCACCUGCAGUUGAAACCGUACCACAAGCCUCUGCAGCACCUUCGCAUCUGGACAGAGAUCGUCACGGACUUGACCGUCCUGGAUCCUCAAAGAGAAACGCCUCAGCUCUUCCUUCGCAGGGAUGUCCGACUGCAUCUUGAUGCUGAGAAAAAGGUGGAAGAUCCACUGGCCAUCCUCAUUCUGUUCGACGAGGCUCGUCACUGCCUCCUGAAGGGUUUCUUUCCAGCUCCAGACAGCAAGCUGAUCACACUGGCCAGCCUCCUCCUGCAGAUCAUCUAUGGCAAUUAUGAGAGCAAGAAACACAAGCAAGGCUUCCUCAACGAGGAAAACCUGAAGUCAAUUUUACCAAUAUCAAAAGUGAAAAGCAAAGCUUACCACUGGACCAACAGGAUUCUUCAUGAAUACAAGGCCCUGAGCACGAGCGAGGGAGUGAGCAAAGAGAUGCACCAUCUGCAGAGACUCUUCCUGCAGAACUGCUGGGACAUCCCGACCUAUGGAGCAGCGUUUUUUACGGGCCAGGUUUACACCAAGGCCAGUGCCAGCAACCACAAAGUCAUCCGUGUGUAUGUCGGGGUCAACACGAAGGGACUGCACCUCAUGAAUAUGGAGACCAAGGUUCUUCUCAUCAGUUUAGAGUAUUGCACAUUCAUGUGGCAGCUUGGACAUGCUGACCAGUACUUCCAGAUACACAGUGGGGACAACAAAAUGAAUUUUAUUGUGCACACAAAACAGGCGGGCCUUAUUGUGAAGCUUUUGAUGAAACUGAGUGGACAUUUGACUCCAAAUGACAAAGGUUCUACAGAUAAAUACGCAUAUGGCUGAAAAGUGUUGAAAGAAACACAUCUGCCAAAUCCCAAGCGCAGGUUCUUCAUGCUGACCAUCACCUGACUGCAGGAAUUCUGGAGGGAGAGUUGGUCUCUCUACAACUGCCUCAAUUUGUAAAAAACAAAAAGCUAACUGAUAUAAAUCAUGAUUGAAUUUUAUGUAUACUGUUGAGUUUUGAUUCUGUGUAAAUAUGUUUAUUAUUUAAUGCUUGUUUUAAUAAACCUCUGA
Messenger RNA from Cololabis saira (Pacific saury), 2707 nucleotides. It is a transcript of the gene krit1, whose product is annotated as KRIT1 ankyrin repeat containing. Gene Ontology annotation, cellular component: cytoskeleton; plasma membrane. The transcript has 17 exons. Bases 260 to 2476 code for a protein of 738 amino acids. The record is from RefSeq and is a predicted model, not a curated record. Gene Ontology annotation, biological process: cell redox homeostasis; regulation of establishment of cell polarity; negative regulation of angiogenesis. NCBI's taxonomy places the organism in Eukaryota, Metazoa, Chordata, Actinopteri, Beloniformes, Belonidae. Gene Ontology annotation, molecular function: protein binding.